This is a messenger RNA of Silurus meridionalis, 2658 nucleotides long. RefSeq names its product cleavage and polyadenylation specific factor 6 (gene cpsf6). Gene Ontology annotation, biological process: mRNA alternative polyadenylation. Bases 95 to 1735 code for a protein of 546 amino acids. Gene Ontology annotation, cellular component: mRNA cleavage and polyadenylation specificity factor complex. Gene Ontology annotation, molecular function: mRNA binding. The transcript is spliced from 10 exons. The record is from RefSeq and is a predicted model, not a curated record. NCBI's taxonomy places the organism in Eukaryota, Metazoa, Chordata, Actinopteri, Siluriformes, Siluridae.
AGGCGCAUCGGCCCCGCCUUCUUCCACAGGUUCGCGCUCCGCCCGCGUCAUUUCCGCCAGCGGAGGGAGGAGGAGGAGGACAGAGGAGCGGAAAAUGGCGGACGGUGUUGAUCACAUCGACAUUUACGCAGAUGUAGAAGAGGAGUUUAAUCAGGAAUCCGAUUAUCAAGUUCAUGAGCAGAUCGACCUGUACGAUGAUGUCAUCUCUCCCUCGGCCAAUAACGGUGAUGCGCCGGAGGACAGAGAUUACCUGGAUAACCUGCCUGCACCCGGAGGCUCUGAUGGGAAUAAAGGAGCUCCGCCCAACGUCGUUUACACCUACACGGGCAAACGCAUCGCUCUGUACAUCGGCAACCUCACCUGGUGGACCACAGAUGAGGAUCUGACAGAAGCCAUUCGCUCCGUUGGCAUCAACGACGUUCUUGAGAUCAAGUUCUUUGAGAACCGAGCUAACGGACAGUCGAAAGGGUUUGCAUUGGUGUGUGUUGGAUCAGAAGCCUCCUCCAGGAAGUUGAUGGAUUUGCUGUCUAAGCGAGAGCUGCACGGCCAAAACCCGAUCGUCACACCCUGCAACAAACAGUCCCUCAGUCAGUUUGAGCUGCAGUCACGUAAGAGCACCCAGUCGGGGCAGAUGUCAGGGGAAGGGAAGGCAGGUCCUCCAGGUGUAGGUCCCCGUGGUGGUUUUCCCCUUGGUAGGGGUCGAGGACGCUUUCCAGGUCCCGCAGGACCAGGAGGAGAUCGCUUUCCCGGGCCAGUCGGACCAGGAGCGCCCCCUCCACACUUCCCUGGUGGUAUACAGGGUCCUCCUCGCCCUCCACCAGGCCCCCCUGGUCCUCCGGGUCCUCCUGGCCCACCACCUCCUGGUCAAGGUUUAGCCCCACCCCUUUCAGGUCCCCCUAAUCGAGGGGACCGCCCACCUCCCCCUGUCCUAUUUCCUGGUCAGUUUGGCCAACCUCCACUUGGCCCGUUACCCCCUGGUCCACCACCUCCUGGUUAUGGUCCACCCCCUGGUCCACCCCCACCUCAACAAGGUCCACCCCCUCCUGGGCCAUUCCCACCUCGUCCUCCUGGUCCUAUUGGCCCUCCCCUGGCCUUAGCUCCACCCCCUCACAUGCGUGGUCCACCUCCGGGAGGCCCCCCGCCUGCCCCCCACGUCAACCCCGCCUUUUUCCCGCCACCCGGGAACAACAAUAUGGCUGCGCCGGAUCGAGCCCCGCCCCCAAACGACCCUUACGGACGGCCUCCUCCUUAUGACCGGGAUUAUGGACCGGGCAGGGAGAUGGACGCAGCUCGGGCUCCUCUGAGCGAGGCUGAAUUUGAGGAGAUAAUGAACAGGAACAGAGCUAUCUCCAGCAGCGCGAUAUCCAGGGCUGUGUCAGACGCAAGCGCGGGAGAUUACGGCAGUGCUAUUGAGACACUGGUGACUGCGAUUUCGUUAAUAAAGCAGUCGAAGGUUUCAGCUGAUGAUCGUUGUAAAGUCUUAAUCAGCUCUCUACAGGACUGCCUACACGGCAUCGAGUCCAAAUCUUACGGCUCCGCCUCCAGCAGAAGAGAGCGAUCGCGGGACCGGGACCACAGUCGCUCCCGCGAGAAAAGUCGACGCCACAAAUCGCGCAGCCGCGACCGGCACGAAGAUUACUACCGAGAAAGGAGCCGCGAGCGAGACCGCCACCGCGAGAGGGACCGGGACCGCGAGAGAGACCGCGACCGAGAGAGGGAAUACCGCCAUCGUUAGGACAGAGCUGAAUGGCAGAAGAAGAGGAGAAGGAGGAGGAAGCAUCCCGAGCACUUCAUACUCGUCCAUCAGCACUCUUCAUUCCUACAUCGCCAUGACGACUGGACUCGACCACACAUGGCUCCAGUACAGAUCUGUUUGAAACGUAUAUAUACUUACUCACUCUUAAUUCCCAGCAGCUUAUUUUUUUUAUUUUUGGCGUUUUAUUUGAUCUGCAUAAUUGGAAGAAGAAAAGUAAGUUUUUUUCAGCGUUAAACAGUUUGCUUGCUCGGGCCUCCACCAAAAACAUUGUUUUGACGCCUGUAAUGUGUAAAUUGUUAGAUGAUGUUUUUAUAGGGAACUUUUUUUUUUUUUUCUUCCCACCCCCCACCUCUCCCAAAGCGUGUGUCUGCAUCAGUGUCUGUGAAUGUGUCUACAUUGAUUUAUUAACUAGACUGUGUUGUAAUAAAGUGUUUUCUGGGGUUGCCACUUGUUUAUACUCUGGAUUUUUUUGAUGCGUUCAUGUUGUACAUGUUUGCUCACUGCACUAUACGCAACAAUGGACGAGACGAGCUCUGAUUAGGCAUGUGCUGAUGCAUCAUGGGCUUUUCUGUUUUAUUUAGAAAAAUGUCACUCAAACAUUUCUUACCUGUAAAUCUGGAUGUAAUGUCCUGGAACUCCUAAAACAUCUCAGAAUAUCAUUAGUAGAUAAAGAACAGAUUAUCAGCACAUGCCUACAUUUAAUCCUUUUGCAGAAAAUAAAUAUUUUUUAGGAAUUUUAACUCCUACUUACACGAAGUGUCCGUUUUUUGUGUGUAAAAUUGUAUAUUUUUGUAUUUUUCAUGUGGUUCAUUUUUAUUAUUGGACUUUUUGAACUCAUGCGCUAGCGUCCAAAUGUUACACCAAAAUUACAUUUAAAGUAAAUAAAGUGUGUAUAUACUUUA